AUGGGUACAGAUGUUGGCAAGGCACUCGGCUUGGAGGGGGGGCUGCUCUGCCAGCUGAUCCGCUCCCCAGAUUACAACCUGUUCCCCAACUCGGCUGUUUUUGAGAGCAACUUCGUUCAGGUCACAAAGAAGGGGAAAUGGAUGGACAUCACCCACACGCCCACCAUUGUGACUCUGGCAGUGACCUCCUCGGAUCCCUGCCUCCCUCUCCCCAACGUGCUCCUGAUGGCCAAUCACCGGGCCCCGCUUGGCAGGCUCCACGCUGGCGGUCCCCAGAUGUCGCGGAUGGACCUAACCAGGCUGCUCCCCCUCCGCUACGUCCAGCUCUCUGUCCACAGCGCCUCCCAGCGCAUUUUGCGUCUCCAGACGGUGACCAAGACGGUGUAUUACCUGCAGCUGCACCACGAGCACCCAGAGGCCGUCUUUGCGCUCUGGAGCCGCCUGACCAACAUCCUGCACAACGGCCUCUCCACCACCACCAAGGACCCGGCCAUCCCCAUCCACCACUGCCUGGUCUCCAGCCGUAGCAGCAGUGCCUCCAGCAUCAGCCCCGUGGCCGAGCACUCUGAGACGGUGAUGAGGAGCCCAGGGAUAAUAAUGGGAAUGGGCAGGAAGGUGUCGGGCGCCCCCUCCCAGUUCUCCCCAAGACUCAGGCAAAAUCAGGAGAAGCCCAGGAGAGUCUCCUUCCAAGCGCAGCAGCAGAGCCUGGAGAGCUCGUCGGGACCCUCCAGCGACAUUAAAGUUCUCUUCUACGACCUGCCGCCGCCGCUGGUGUGCGCGCGGUGCCGGGGGCGGCUGCCCAGGACCGAGCCGCGGAGGUGCCGCCUGGACGCCCGGCCCGCCGACUCGGACCCGGAGCUGGCGCCCUGGAUGGACCGGAGGGUGCACGGCCUCUGGCAGCAGGAGACGCCCACCUGGCUGCAGCCCCUCUGCCGGCUCAGCAGCCUCGCCGCCGCCGGCUGGAAAUAG
Molecule: messenger RNA, 969 nt
Organism: Protobothrops mucrosquamatus (brown spotted pit viper)
Lineage: Eukaryota; Metazoa; Chordata; Lepidosauria; Squamata; Viperidae
Product: protein FAM71F2-like
Exons: 6
Coding region: 1-969 (322 amino acids)
Cellular component (GO): nucleus
Source: RefSeq, a predicted model, not a curated record